Astyanax mexicanus (Mexican tetra) is the source of this 2286-nucleotide messenger RNA. Its product is annotated as zinc-alpha-2-glycoprotein-like. Gene Ontology annotation, biological process: immune response. Gene Ontology annotation, cellular component: external side of plasma membrane. The record is from RefSeq and is a predicted model, not a curated record. The coding region runs from base 82 to 1368 and encodes 428 amino acids. The transcript is spliced from 10 exons. NCBI's taxonomy places the organism in Eukaryota, Metazoa, Chordata, Actinopteri, Characiformes, Acestrorhamphidae.
UGCUGAUCUGAUCUGCUGGAGUUUAGUUACUGAAAUCUGUUUUUAAUGAAUUUAAACUGAAUUAAAGAUCAGAAGGAGGAGAUGGGGGUCUCUACAGCAGUGUGUGUUCUUCUACUGAACGCAGUAUUCAUCUCUACACUCGCAGAGAAACACUCCCUGUUCUACAUUUACAGCGCCCUCAACAAAGAUGUGUCUCUACCAGGAAUCUACGAGUUCACAGCUCUGGGUCUGCUGGAUGACCGAGAGAUCGACUACUACAACAGUAAGGAGCAGAAGAAGAUUCCUAAACAGAGCUGGAUGAUGGAGAAGAUGCAGGAAGAUUACUGGGAAAAAGGAACCCAGUCUCGCAAGAGUAAAGAACAGUGGUUCAAGGUUAACGUGGAGAUUCUGAUGCAGAGGAUGAACCACAGUUACCAGGAUCUUCAUGUUCUUCAGUGGAGACACGGCUGUGAGAUCGAUGAGUCCAAUGGACAGGUGACGUUUCUGAAUGGGAUUGAUCAGUACAGCUAUGAUGGAUCAGAUUUUCUCUCCUUUGAUAAUUCACACAGGGUCUGGGUCGCUCCGGUUCAAGCUGCAGAACCAACCAAGAGAAAAUGGGAUGGUGUUUCCAUUCUGAACCAGUACACCCAGGGCUACCUGGAGAAAGAGUGUGUGGACUGGCUCACCAAAUUCAUGGAGUACGGAAAAGAAACACUGAGAAAACACUCUCCUCCUGAUGUUCAUGCAUUUGCAAAGAAAUCUGUUCAAGACCCAAAAAAGGUGAGCCUGACCUGCCUGGCCACGGGAUUCUACCCUAAAGACGUGGAUCUGUGUGUGAGGAAGUUCGGCACGUCGAUACCGGAUCAUCUGAUCACAACUUCUGGAAUCAGACCCAAUGAUGAUGGAACCUACCAGCUGAGGAAGAGUAUGGAGAUCAGUGGUGAUGAUCCAGCAGAUUACGACUGUUGCUUGACUCACAGCUCCCUCACAGAACCAGUGAUGAAGAAAUGGGUAAAAAACAUUAACUACGUUGAACUGGCUCUGAUUGGAGGAGCAGCUGCAGGGGUGAUGGUGAUCUUGCUGAUUUUGCUGGGCGUGGUCCUCACAGUUCUUAUAAAGAAGAGGAAGAAUGGUGGUGCAGAACAUAUGCAGAACGUCUCUACUAUUUCUCAGGGAUACAGAGCACAGGGUGACUCCAGCAGUGAUGGAUCCUCACGCACCAGUGAGGACAGGAUGGAUUCCACCAUUCUGCUGCUGCACACUGCACAUCCGAAUGGUACUGAGACCGGGGUUUCUGACUCUGACUCUGGAAGAGGAAGUAAUUCACCCCAGGGCAGUGAUGAGAACAUCCUGAAGAAAUCUGAGGAGAAAGCGGCUGAAGAAGUGUGAUUCGUCUGAUUGGUGGAAAAUGAGACAGUAAGGUGUGGAGAUGUUGCUGACUGGUCCACUGGAAACCUGAAUCAUUCAGAAAUCUGAAGAGAAGUCCUUCUUCAAAACUCUGAUUCAUUAUAAGUGUUGAUACACUUCCACAGGUUUAUUUUCGAUAGUUUAAAAUUCAUUUCAUAUAUUUUAUCAUUUUUCAACACUAAUACACUUUCAUCAGGAUUUCAAGAAAAAAGAAGGGUUUCAAUACAUUUCAAAAUCGAGCACUUUAUUUAUUAAACACAAAUAUAUUUCCAUUUAAAUUUUAAACUAAUCCUUUAUUUCACUAAUCCCCUUCAAUCCCCUUAAUUUUAAUCUCUGUGUAAUAACAUGUUUAUAGAUUAGAGUUCUCACCGUUCAGUUUUCUUCUGAUACAUUUUUUAAGGAAAAGCUUAAGAAAGAUGGAAUUAUUUGAUUGAUUAAUAGAAAGGGAAUGGAUUUUUUUCAGAUGAAUAUAAUAAUAUGCUUUUUGAACUUGUUUUUUCAGUCUUCCUACUUUAAAGUAGUUUAAAAAGUUUGAUGUAUUUAUGUAUUUAUGACUUGUGUUGCACUACAUGUUUUCUAAAAAGCAGUUUUUUUUCUAGAAAUCAGUAAGUGUUGGAAAGAGUUGUGAAAUACCAUUGUUUAUAUAAUUCAGUACAGAUUCAUAUAUAUAUGUGUGUGUGUAUAUAUAUAUAUGGGUGAACUUUUUGUUUGUGUGUUUUGGGUCGUUGUCCUGCUGCAGAACCCAAGUACAGUACUCCUGAGCUUGAGGUCAGUAAGGAACAGAUUCUGUUAAAAACAGCAAAAUUCCUGCUUCCAUCUAUUACAGCAGUUUUCUAUUCCAGCAGCUCCAGAUCAUCACACACAAAUACUACCACCACCAUGUUUUACUGCGUUCAGUAU